This is a messenger RNA of Trachemys scripta elegans, 435 nucleotides long. RefSeq names its product nicotinamide nucleotide adenylyltransferase 3 (gene NMNAT3). The transcript is spliced from 3 exons. Gene Ontology annotation, biological process: NAD+ biosynthetic process. The record is from RefSeq and is a predicted model, not a curated record. The coding region runs from base 139 to 435 and encodes 98 amino acids. Gene Ontology annotation, cellular component: mitochondrion. Gene Ontology annotation, molecular function: nicotinamide-nucleotide adenylyltransferase activity; nicotinate-nucleotide adenylyltransferase activity. Lineage: Eukaryota; Metazoa; Chordata; Testudines; Emydidae.
CCCCGCCCCGCCUCGGCCCGUCCGGAGGAAGGAGGCGGUGGCUGGGGGCGGGCGCGUCCGACGUGGCUGACGCUGACCCCGAGCCCCCGCAGCGGGGUGAAAUGCCGGUCACGAUCUUGGUGUGCAAUAUCUCUCACGAUGAAGAGCCGGAUACCUCUUGUUCUCCUUGCCUGCGGCUCAUUUAACCCCAUCACAAACAUGCACAUGCGUUUAUUUGAGCUGGCUAGAGAUCACCUUCAUCAAACAGGAAGAUACCGGGUGAUUGAAGGUAUCGUUUCUCCGGUCAACGAUAGCUAUGGAAAGAAAGGCUUGGUUUCAGCAAGGCACCGGAUAGCUAUGGCUCAGCUUGCGCUGGAGACAUCAGACUGGAUUAGAGUGGAUCCAUGGGAGAGUGAACAGGAGAAGUGGACGGAAACUGUAAAGGUGCUAAGGUAA